AUGGUUGCGAGGCAGCCGAAUCAGAAGCACGAAUAUCUUUUGGAUUUCCGUUGGCACGACAAGCCCUGCUAAUGCGUACGGGGGCCUUGCCGGAUAAUCCCCGCGGUCUUCGAUAGUGACUGGGUGGACGAAAACACACACACAACACACAAACACGGGUGGCAAGAAAACAAAGAAAAAGAACAUCACGACGUGAAACGUGCGUUUCCUCCCAAAGCGUCGAAAGGAAAACUCAAGGUGCCCAGUGGCUCUGGCCAAAGUCGCAAGAGCGGCCGAAUCUGGUUCGGGCCAAUGGUGUAAUCACGAAUUAGUGACAAUGGUAGUCUGACUCUUACGCCUCUUGCCAUUUCUUGGCAAGCGAAUAUGUUGUUCACCAUGCAUUUGAGGGUCGACAUCAGAAGCUUGGGCUUGCAGCUCCCAACUUCAUAACUCAGAACUCCCCUACCAUCCACACUGUAACCUGAGCUGCACCCUUCUCUGGAUCCUCCCCAACCUGACCCCAAAGGGUAUCCUCCUGCUGGCGUCGAACGAGCAAAUCCGGGCCCUUCGGCACGCAAUGCGCCCGGUGGACCGCUCGCCGUGAACGCUGUGUCCACUACCGCGUUAAGGGGCAACUACCGCCGUGCUGAAAGCACCUCCCCCCCCGUCGGCGAACAAGUGAGCUCGGGGUGGGCCGGCUUCGAUCGAAAGUAGCAGACGCACAGCAGCGACGUUCGUACGCUCGGC
Messenger RNA from Ectocarpus sp. CCAP 1310/34, 726 nucleotides. Lineage: Eukaryota; Phaeophyceae; Ectocarpales; Ectocarpaceae. The record is from the annotation of a GenBank genome assembly.